AUGGCAACCACCGAAGGCGACACAGCUAAAGUCCCUCUGGAGGUUAGUUACAUCAUCGCUAUCAUCAUCAACACUAUCACUUGUCCCUUCGUAGUUCUGCUCAACGUGCAAGUGAUAAUGGCCGUGAAAACAAGACGUCGACUCCGAACCAACAGCAACAUCUUGUUGGCCUGUUUAGCGGUGACUGACGCAUUAACUGGUCUCUUGGGCCAACCGUCAUAUAUCCUGAUGAGAAUAUUUCAAUUAUCAGGUCUCAAUGGCAGCAAAACAGUUGGAAGGUUUCACUUCAAUGUUGCAACUACAUUUGCAGUGGCUUCAUGCCUUCAUCUGAUUUUGGUUACUUUCGAGAGGCUUAUUGCGAUCAAAUUUACGACGCACUACCCAAACAUUGUCACUGGUAAUAACAUGACGAUGGCAGUGAUAGUUGUUUGGAUCUUUGCUUUAAUAUGUAAUUUUUGUCAUGCGUUAAAGCUGUAUCUAGUAUUAUAUUACGUGGCAGGCCUUGUCGGUAUUUCGUGUAUCCUUUUCAUUGUCUUCACAUAUGUGGUUUUAUAUCGUGAAACACGUCGCCACCAAAGGAAGAUAAAAGUACAACAAGUACCUCAAGAUGAAGUGGAAAGAUUUACCAAAGAGAACAAGGCUCUUCAGACAACUGUGUUGGUUGUUGGUGGUGUUAUCAUCUGCCUUCUUCCAGUUUGUUUUUGUCUCAUCGUUGUAGUUACAGGCCUUUAUAGCUUUUGCCCUAUCAAUGGAUCAAUGUGGCAAACUUGUAAUAUGUUAAACUCGCUUGUUAAUCCACUGAUCUAUUGCUGGAGACAAAAAGCAAUUAGGAAGCUCGUGUUUACACACUGUAGAAGAAGGACCCAGGUCGUGCAGUCAGCCAUCCAAUGA
Messenger RNA from Pocillopora verrucosa, 891 nucleotides. Its product is annotated as histamine H2 receptor-like. The record is from RefSeq and is a predicted model, not a curated record. Lineage: Eukaryota; Metazoa; Cnidaria; Anthozoa; Scleractinia; Pocilloporidae. Gene Ontology annotation, molecular function: G protein-coupled receptor activity. Gene Ontology annotation, biological process: G protein-coupled receptor signaling pathway. Gene Ontology annotation, cellular component: membrane.